GGAGAGAAAGCUAAAUGUGUUUUUUCUUUUAUAUAAAAUGCCUUAGCUCUUGUAAAUUGUCAUGAUUGCUCGAAUUUUUUCUGUACUGAAUGCCGAGAGCCACAUUUACGUGAAACAUUUCAAAACAUCAAUUCUUCUGUCAGUCAAUUACGUCGUACUUUACCCGCAUUGAGCGAUAAAAUUACUUCAUAUGAACAACGAGUUAAUAUUGUUAAAACAAAUCAUGAACAAAUUCGACGAGAAAUAUCAUUAGUAAUAGCUACUUUAAUUCAUGAACUAAAGCACCGUUACACAGCAUUAUUGACUGAAGCUGAAGUUUAUAUCCAAUCACAGUUGAGGUAAAUAACAUGAGUAGUUUUCAUUUUCCGUAUACUGUAGACUUUUGAG
This is a messenger RNA of Rotaria sp. Silwood2, 387 nucleotides long. The record is from the annotation of a GenBank genome assembly. Lineage: Eukaryota; Metazoa; Rotifera; Eurotatoria; Philodinida; Philodinidae.